ACAAAUAGUAUUAGUUAUAUAUUCAAUUGAGUGCAAGUCUCCAACCCCAUCGAUCAAACUCACAUUUCUACUUGCAUCACAAAUGGCCUCACAAAUCAAGGUUGAAAUUAUCGAGAGGCAAACAGUUAAACCCUCCUCCCCAACUCCUCAUCACCUUAGAAAUUAUGAGCUCUCUCCUUUUGAUCAGAACGCUUUUCAAAUCUACCUCUCACUCCUUCUCGUCUAUCCAAAUGCUGAUGCUACUACUAACAAUGAAAGAUGUCAGCAUCUGCUGCAAUCCUUAAGUAAAACUCUCACUCACUUCUACCCUUUAGCAGGAAGAAUCAAAAGUGACGCCGUGAUUGAGUGCAACGAUGAUGGAGCUGAAUUUGAGAAAGUCCGAGUCAAGUGCUCUCUAUCGGAGAUUUUGGAACACCCAGAUCCCGAGAUGUUACGACGAUUCCUUGCUAUUGAACAUGAGUCCAGUGAAUCGGUCACAGGCACAUUGCUUCGUGUUCAAAUCAACUUGUUCGAGUGUGGUGGAAUGGCAAUUGGGCUUAGCAUUUCGCAUAAGUUUGCUGAUACCGCAACACUGAGCACAUUCAUCAACUGUUGGACUGCAACUGCUCAUGAUGAGUCAAAAAGGGUAAUGUUUCCCAAAUUUGGGGCAGCGUCUCUGAUUUCACCACUAAAUUUGUCCAACUCAGAGCCACCGCCAUUCCAACCAGAGGAUGCCGCCAAAGAAAAAUGCAUGACAAGGAGGUUUGUGUUUGAUGCCUCAAAGAUUGCUGCUCUCCAGUCUAAAGUAGCCAGCUCAGUUGUGCCCAAACCAACAAGAGUAGAAGCAGUUUCAGCACUCAUUUGGAAAUGCCAAAUUGAAGCAUCAUCCAGAUCAUCAUCAAACAUGCUGGGGACUAGCCUAAUAAGGUCAUCAGUCUUCUGUCACCCCAUGAACCUGCGUAAAUAUGCAGUGCCGCCCUUGCCAGAAAACUUGGUUGGGAAUCUAGUGGAUUUUUCAGUAGCAGACUACUCUCACCCCGGGGAGAGUACUAGUGUGAUAGAUUUGAAAUACUUGAUUGCAAAAAUCAAGGGAGCGCUUGAAGAAAUAAAAGAGCGUUGUGCUUCAAAAGUAGCAUUCGAUUCUAACAAAGCAAGGGAAAAAAUGAUAGAGUACAUGGACGUGGUGAAAAAUGCUGACAUAGACAUGUAUGUCUGCUCAAGUUGGUGUCGAUUUCCAUUUUAUGAAGCCGAUUUCGGAUGGGGAAAGCCAUCAUGGGUGAGCUACGUUCCUGUUGAAGCUAACAAUCUAACUGUUUUGAUGGACAAAAGAGAUGGCAAUGGAAUAGAAGCAUGGGUCAAUCUGAGCCAAGAAAACAUGGCCUUAUUUGAAAGCAACGAGGAGCUGCUUGCAUACGCUUCUCUCAAUCCUAGGGUCACCUACUGAGUACUGAUAAGGGAGGCAGUCAUUAGUGCUGUUCGCUGCCAUGGCCUUCAAUUUGUGUUAUCAAUAAAAUGGUCGGCUAGUUUAUUUUUUAGCUCAAUAACAACAGUUGUACUGUUGGAAACUUGGAAUAAUGGAAUUGUUUUUUUAUAGAUUGUACCCAAGCGGCGGAUCCACAUUGGGGUAAAGGGGGUCAACUGACCCCUGCAAACCAGAAACCAUGGCUUGGGGAGAAGAAAUUUGACCCCUGCAAUUGCUGCUUCUUUUUCUUUAAAACGGUAGGCCUUACUUGCUUGAUUUGCAGACGGCGGCUACCUCGUUGCAGGGACGCUGUGUUAGCGAGAGGAAGAAGAUGAGGAUUUCUGACUUUUUUUGGUCUUCUCAAAACACACUGAACGACGUCGUGUUCUGAUCCAUAAAAAAGAAGAAGGAAGAAUGAUGUCAUUGUCACGUGGGUAAAGCCCACUAAGCUUAGGUGAAACGCUCGUUUGGUCUUUAAGUUUUUUGGUCAAACACAUUUGGUAUCAUUUUGUAUUGUACUUAAAAACAAAUAGCAACUUAAUGGGCUAAGGCCUGGUUUCAUGACAACGGUUAAUGGGUAAAUUAUUUAAGAAGUUUCUCAUAU
This is a messenger RNA of Prunus mume (Japanese apricot), 2045 nucleotides long. Lineage: Eukaryota; Viridiplantae; Streptophyta; Magnoliopsida; Rosales; Rosaceae. The record is from RefSeq and is a predicted model, not a curated record.